Messenger RNA from Menidia menidia (Atlantic silverside), 9970 nucleotides. Lineage: Eukaryota; Metazoa; Chordata; Actinopteri; Atheriniformes; Atherinopsidae. The record is from the annotation of a GenBank genome assembly.
GAGGAAAAGCCAGAAGUGGGAGACAAAGCAACCCAGAGGAUGCUCGUUGUUCCAAAACUCAGAAGAAGAUGUGAGAAAAAUCGACCCAGGACGCUUAAUCGAUUCCUGCACGGAGGCGUGUGCACAGCGUGCAUCCGUCAGCUGACAUGGCCUCAAGAAGAGCUUUGCAUUUUGUUUUCAAAGUUGGCGACCGAGCCAAAACAGCCACUUUCUACCGUGAUGUUCUGGGCAUGAAGGUGUUACGCCAUGAGGAGUUUGAGGAAGGCUGCAAAGCUACAUGCAACGGUCCCUACGAUGGAAAAUGGAGCAAGACGAUGGUUGGCUUUGGGCCAGAGGAUGACCAUUUCGUGGCUGAACUGACCUACAAUUAUGGAGUGGGAGAGUAUCAACUUGGCAAUGAUUUCCUGGGUCUGACCCUGCAGUCCAGCCAGGCUGUGAGCAACGCCCGACGACUGGGAUGGCCGAUGACGGAGGUGGGAGAGGCUCUCUACCUGACCCAGGCUCCAGGGGGAUACCCCUUCUACCUGGUGGACAAAGAGCAGCCUCCUCACGACCCCGUGCAGAAGGUUUGUCUUGGAGUCUCCGACCUCCAAAGAUCCACUCAUUACUGGGCUACACUUUUGGGAAUGGCUGUGAUGGACAAAAAUGAGGAAAAGAAAACAGUGCUUUUGGGAUUCGCUGACUCUCAAUGUAAACUACAGCUCCAGCAUAUUGGAGGGACAGUGGACCAUGGCACAGCGUUUGGAAGAAUCGCAUUCUCAUGUCCACGAGAACAACUGCCAAACCUGGAGGCCUUGAUGAAAAGCGAAAAGCAGACGAUCCUCACUCCUCUGGUCAGCCUGGACACUCCUGGAAAAGCCACAGUGGAAGUGGUCAUCCUGGCCGACCCGGAUGGCCACGAGAUCUGCUUUGUGGGAGACGAGGCCUUCCGACAGCUUUCUGAGGUGGACUCCAGGGGAGGCGAACUGCUCGAUAAGGCCAUGGCCGAAGACAAAAGCGACGAGUGGUUUGCCAAGCACAAUAAGCAGAAGGCUGCCGCCUGAGACUGGAAUCUGUCCACCAGAGAUGAUGAUGACAUGCCGAGGAAGACACGGGGGCUUGAAUAAAAAGUCACAAAGUGUGUGCUAGUGGAUCACUCUCUUUGAUUUGAAAAAUGACCAAAACAGAGCUGCUUGCAGUUAUAAAGUACUUGAGACCUACAAUGUUUUUGCAUUUCCACCCUCUGUAUCAGUGUUGAAUGACAGCUAGUGGUGUUUUUGGUUUGGGGGGAGCCUGUCUGGACACAGAUAGUGACCCGUGUCCUGACGUGGCAGCCGGUGGUGCUCAGUGUGCUGCUCGUGUCAAACAUCUGGCUGAAGUAAAAAAAAAAAACACUUCCCUUUCACCCAACACUGUCUCAAUGCGUCUUAUUUUUGCGAUAUGGAUGAAUUGGAACUGAACCGCUGAAGGUGCGGACACCUGGCUGAGAGUGGACUCGUGUCCUGACCUUCUCCUGGACGACCUGCCGGGUCUAACGGGGCGGACCCGAGCUCGGUGUUUACCGGGUCAACUGUCAGGUGGAGCGGCUAGCGGCGGCGGUAUGGAGCGGAGCAGCGACCCGGGGCUCUGAAUGCCAGGCAGCUGAUAGCAGAGAAGGAGAAGCCAGAUCCAUGUCAGAGAUCUGGGUGUGAACAACUUGGGACACAAUGUCUCUCGUACUCAUAUCCUUCGUUUUCAUCCUUCUGCUGGGUAUUGUGUCCGUAUGCAUCAUUUUCAGGUGGCUCAUCUGCAGCCUGGCUGUCCGACUAUUUCAGACUGCGCUGAACGCCGAUCUAAAGAUCAAAUCAGUAGGGCUGUUUUCUGUCCAUGGAGUUAGUAUCCAGUUUCACCCCCACCAUACUCUGGAAAUCGACAGGAUCUGGAUUUCAAGUAAACUUCUGAAUCAAGAUUUACCACGGUACCUGGCAUUGUGUGUCGGGGACACCCGAAUUAGGUUUGACUUGCAAGCGCCGCCGGGACCUCUGAUAAAGAAGAGCCAAGGGAAGAAGUCAUGGAAGAUUUCAGUCAGCCCCACAACGCUACACUUUCUGUCACAAGUACGGACGGACGGACGGGGUCGAGGCGAGCGCGUCUACGCUGAUUUGCUGGCAGCUUCUCACUCUCUGUCCGUCCUCUGCCCGCAGCUGCUGUCCUUCCACGUCAGCUCGGUCAACGUGAUGGUGCUAAACCUGGCUCUGUCCGAAUCCCUGUGGCACAUGACCGUCACAGGUAUCACCUUGUUACUUGACCACCAGAGCAAAAGGUUGGCCUGGAAUUUCUCGGUGGGGCAGCUAAGCAGUAAAGUGCUCAAAAGCAGCCAGUUGGACAUAUGUCUGGCAGAACUGGCUCUGAGCCUGCUGCUGACUGGGGAAGUCAGUCUUCUGGAGAUGAAGCCAGGUUUCCUGUCCCUGAGUGUGAGGGCGCUUUCGGCAGAGCUGCACGAGGGGCUGUUCCUCAGCCAGCUCCUGCUGCCACCCGCCUCCCCAAAGAAGCAGGAUCACGAUGUGUCUGAGUGUGAAAACAUUGAAUUUAUCCAGACUGAGGCCGUUGAACAGUUCCAUCAGCUGCUUCCUCAUAAAGUCAACGUGGAGUUUGAUAAUACAAAUGUAACUCUGUCCAUGCACAGCCAGAAACGACACCUGAACUGGACUCUGAAGUCUUUGAAGAUCGGCUACGGACGUGACAGUGAGCAGCUUCCUCUGAAAAGCUUCACUCCUGAGCUGACCUUCCCUCAGAGCAGCCUGGAGCUGAUUCUCGAGGAUGGCCUCCUCCUCUCUCAGAGCCGGCAGAGGAUCCUUUGUGUGAACACUCUGAAAACGGUGUUGCAGGUAACAUCGAUGGACAUCUCGGGAUCAUUCGUAGUCAACACUUGUAUCAUCCACUACCGUCACCAGGAGUUUUCCCAUUGGCGCCUCCCUCACCUGGAAGCUCCAGUGAUGAUCACAUCCUCUGUGUCCAACAUCAACGUGUCCGUUCAGCUGGGGGACACCACACCUUUUGCUCUGGGCUUCAUCUCUGCUAAUGCAGAAUUACAGCAUCUGCGUGACCUCAAAGUGGACGGGGAGAGCUCAGAUUCCCAGAGCUUGCAUCAGCGGGCCUCGCUGUCCCUGGACAGCUUCUGGUGGAGAGUUGGACAGGGGUCUCAUAUCCAACAGGCCCCCCACCCUCCUGGUAAACACGUGUGGGGUGAAGCACUAAUUUUAGACUCCCUGAGUCUUCAGGGGAGUUUGAACAGGCCACAUGCAGGGUGGAGCCAGUGUCCAAGUCUGAACAUGGAGUCCAGUCUGAAGGGCCUUCAAGUGGAGCUUUCAGAGACCUGUGCUCUGUGUCUGUCCCGCCUGCUGUCCCUCAUGAACGUUCCCCGUGAGAGAGAGCUACAGCUGUCAGAUGGAACCGCGGCGUCUCCCUCCAGUGACAAACCUGUCCAGCUGAACCCCCCCACACAGCAACACCUGCUCUUUAAAAUGGACUGCUCUCUGGAGGAUGUGAAUGUUUUCACCGUCUCUAACGUGGCAGGAGCUGUGUCUCUGAGGAUGGACACUGUCAGGGUUCUGAGCUCUGCUGAGAGCUCCAGAGUGUUCUUCCAGGGGGUGAGCUUGUCUGCACUUAAAACUGUCACAGAGAGCAUGGAAAUAUGUUGCCCUGCUUCCCAAACCCUGAACCCCGCAAUCCAACUCACCACGCUCACCGUCUGGUACCAUAUCACCACUCACACCUUACAGGUUGAGUGUGAAGAGCAGCUAACUGUAGAGUGGACUCCUUCUGACCACAUGGUCCUAUAUCAGCACCUGACGGAGGCUCAGGCUUGUUGGCUCAUGCUUUGUGAGGAGACGGCAGAAGAUGAGCCGCUCCCCUCUUUGGACAGCGAGCCCGCCUCCGCUCAGAGCAGAGGGCUGUCGGUCCGCGUCGAAAUGGGCUCCGCCCGUUUAACAGCCCACGUCAGCGAGGAGAACUACAUCCUGCUGCACACGGACGCCCUCACGGUGGCGAAGCACUCGGGCUCCAUGCACAUGCGCUCCCCUUUGCUUGUCUUCAACUUUGACGGCAACAACAUCGUCUCCUUUAGCGAAUUGGAUGUUGAGAUGCACGCCGAACUGACCGAGAUGCAGCUGCACAGGGACACCUUCCCCUUCCUCACCACCCCUCACAACCGCGUCUGGGUCUUCACCUGCCCCUCCGUGGCCGUCGAGUUCCCCUACCAGUACAACUUCUCAAGCACUUUCGACAUGGCCAUUAGUGUGCAGAAGUGGUUGAAAACCCUCCAUUCUCCCAGCAAGGCUUCUGCCGCCCAGCAUCUGCCCCCUGACCUCGUUUUCAAAAUCAGCCAGUUUUCAUUUGUCUUCCUGGAUGACAUCUUUGAGAUCAAGCUGAGAGACAACUACGAGCUGAUGAAGGACGAGAGCAAAGAAAGCGCCAAGCGCCUGCAGCUUCUGGAUAAGAAGGUGGCAGACCUCCGAAAGCAGCACGGCGAACUCCUGCCGGCCAGAAAGAUCGAGGAGCUUUACAGUUCGCUGGAGAAAAAGCACAUCGAGAUCUACAUCCAGCGCUCACGGCGCCUCUAUGCAAACACGCCCAUGAGGAAGUCUCUGAUUACCUGGACUGUGUCGGACCUGGAGCUUGUGGCUUUGGCUGAUCAAUCUCUGCAUGGGCCAGAGAGAGUAAGAGAGCAGCUGAGAGACAUCGAUGGCGUCAGUCCUUUCCCCAGAGAUGGACUCCCCCUGGUAGUCCAGUGGUGUCGGGCGGUCAAAUUCAAACUGUCUGCGUUCCUUGUGAGAAUUCGUGACUACCCUCGGUACCUCUUUGAGAUCCGAGACUGGGAUCUGUCGGGGCGUCUGAUUGGGACGGAGCAGGAUGGCCAGUCAAGAGCUCAUCGCAAAGCAACUGUCCCACUCGGUGCACCGUGGGGAGACGUGACGGUCCACAGAAAUAUGCCACCGCUCAAGUUCUACUAUGAUUUUAAAUCCAACAUCUCUCUGUACACCAUCGUGUGGGGGCCUUGUUGGGACCCUGCCUGGACUCUGAUUGGGCAGUCAGUUGACCUGUUGACCAAACCUACAGCUGAUCCCUCUCCCUCUCUGGCCUGGUGGGAUAAAAGUCGUCUUCUUCUGCACGGACGCUGGGUCAUGAACAUUGAUCAUGCAAAUCUUCAUCAGCUAGCCACGGAGGACCCCUACAACACUACAGAAAACCUGCACUGGGAAUGGAACAAGCUAAACUUUGACUGGAACCCGGGGCAAUUUGUCUUUAAGGGGGAUUUGGAUGUAAAUGUCAGGACUGCAUCAAAGUAUGAUGAUAUCUGUUUUCUACACCUUCCCAACUUGUGCAUGACCCUUGACCUCCAAUGGCUCUGUCAUGGCAACCCCCAUGACCAUCAUGCUGUGAUGCUCUGCUGUGCAGAGAACAUCGGGGAUGUGACCUCAGGACAGCCUCAUGACUCUUACAGAGCCUUUCGCUCAGAGAAUCUCAACCUCUCCAUCACCAUGGAUCUUAACCAGCAUUGUGGCACUGAAGCUUCCCAGCCCAGAAUCCUGCUGUACAGCAGCACUCUGCGCUGGAUGCAGAACUUCUGGGCCACUUGGACGGGCGUUUCUCGACCGAUCUGCAGAGGGAAGCUCUUCCACAGCCUCAGGCCCGUGCGCAAGAAGCUUGGCCAGCACUACAAACAGAUGUCAUACACAGCUGCUUUCCCACAAUUACAAGUGCAUUACUGGGCCUCCUUUGCACAGCAGAGAGGGAUCCAAGUGGAAUGCAACAAAGGCCACGUCUUCACUCGCGGGGCACAGAGACUAAUUCCACAGGCUGGCACUGUGAUGAGGAGGCUGAUUUCUGAAUGGAAUGUGACUCAGAUGGUGAGCGAACUUUCUCAGGUGACAGUUCACCUCAUGGCCUCCACCUGGGAUGAGACAGCCGACCACCAGAUGAACGCUCAAGUGAAGAAGACCCAUCUGCUCAGCCUCUCAUCCCUUAGCUACCAGCGACAGAGCAUCCGCGUGGAGGAGGAGGUGAACACAAAGGAUGAAACAAAUGCUUCUUACACUCACAAACUGCGCCUGGUGGACCUUCGCGCUUCCUGGACAACCACGAACAGAAACAUAGCCUUCGGGCUGUAUGACGGUUAUAAAAAGGCAUCUGUCCUGAAGAGGAAUCUUUCCACUGAAGCACUGAAGGGUCUGAGGAUCGACACGCAGCUGCAGGCUAAGAAACUCAAACGUUCUCCGUCCAACUACUCUCCCACGACCGCUCCCACCACACCAGUCGUGCCCGUGGUCAACCGAGCGGAAAAGGGUCACAAUGAAGGGACGUCGAUGCUGCAGAAACUGAUCGAGGAAACCGACAAGUUUGUGGUGUUUUCGGAGGAGGAGUCGGGCGUGAGUGACCAGCUGUGUGGCAUCGCCGCCUGCCAGACCGACGACGUGUACAACCGCAACUGGUUCAUCGAGCUGGUCAACUGCCAGAUGAUGCUGCGGGGCACAGAAACGGCCGGCUGUGUGCUGGUGUCGGCGGCAAAGGCUCAGCUGCUGCAGUGUGAGCACCACCCCGCCUGGUACAACGACACCCUGAAGCAGAAGACCACCUGGACCUGUCUGCUGGACGGCAUGCAGUACUUUGCCACCAUGGAGCUCAGCCCCUCCGAGCAAGAGGACCGGCAGCUGUGGCUGGAGGUAAAAAACAUAGAGGAGCACAGGCAGCGUAACCUGGACUCUGUGCUGGAGCUGAUGGAGAGUGGCCAGGCGGUAGGAGGGAUGGUCAGCACCACAACAGACUGGAACCAGCCGGCCCAGGUGAAUGAGUCUCAGCAGGUUCAGCGCAUCAUCUCGCGCUGCAGCUGCCGGAUGCACUACAUCAGCUACAGUCACGACAUCAACCCCGAGCUGGCCACUCAGAUCAAACCCCCAGAGCUGAGGAACAACCACGAGAAAGAGGACCUGCUGAAAAAACAGGCGGGAGCCGUGGACACUUUUACACUUAUUCACCAUGACCUUGAGAUAUCCACUAACCCCGUUCAGUACGCCAUGAUUCUGGACAUUGUCAACAACCUGUUAUUACAUGUGGAGCCCAGACGCAAGGAGCAUAGUGAGAAAAAGCAGCGGGUGCGAUUCCAGUUGGAAAUUUCCAGCAACCCAGAGGAGCAGCGCAGCAGCAUCCUGCACCUGCAGGAGGCAGUCAGGCAGCACCUCGCCCAGAUCAGACGCCUGGAGAAGCAGAUCUACUCCAACAUCAGGGCUCAGACGGAGGAACUAAGCGGAGACGAUCUGAUUGAGGUCAACUUCCGAUUGCAGAACCAGCUGAACCAGGAAAAAAACGACAUGCAGAUGAAGAGCGAGGAGCUCAACAUCCUCAUCAGGUGUUUUAAAGAUUUCCAGCUGCAGCGGGCAAACAAGCUGGAGCUGCGUAAGCCCCCGGAGGACGUGAGCGUGGUGAGGAGGACGGAGAUCUACUUUGCCCAGGCCCGCUGGUGCUUGACGGAAGAGGAUGGCCAGCUCGGCAUUGCUGAGCUGGAGCUGCAGAGAUUCAUGUACAGUAAGCUGAACAAGUCGGAUGACACAGCAGAGCAUCUUUUGGAACUGGGGUGGUUCACAAUGAACAACCUGCUGCCAAACGCAGCUUACAAGGUGGUGCUUCGUCCUCAGAGCAACUGCCAGUCCGGCCGGCAGUUUGCUCUCCGCAUCUUCAGCAAAGUGCGCCCCCCUGUGGGCGGGAUCUCCGUGAAGGAGCACUUUGAGGUGAACGUGGUGCCUCUCACCAUCCAGCUCAUGUACCAGUUCUUCAAGCGAAUGAUGGGAUUUUUCUUCCCGGGAAGAAAUGUUGAGGAGGAGGAAGUGGCCGAUGAGGAAGACAAGUUUCGAUUGGUUACCACCGGUAUCCCCGUGAAGCCCCGGCCCCUGUCAGAGGACACCAUGGGGGCCAUGGGCCCCAGCAAAAGCGUCGCCCAGGGUCUGAACCGCAGCGCCGGGGUCAGGAGGUCAUUCAGGAAAGCUCCAGAGCAUCCCGUUGAUGACAUCGAUAAGAUGAAGGAGCGAGCUGCUAUGAAUAACUCCUUCAUCUACAUCAAGAUUCCCCAAGUGCCUUUAUGUGUCAGCUACAAGGGAGAAAAGAGCAGUGUGGACUGGAAAGACCUGAACCUGGUCCUGCCUUGUUUAGAGUACCAUAACAAUACGUGGACCUGGCUCGACUUUGCCAUGGCCGUGAAAAGGGACAGUCGUAAAGCACUCGUAGCUCAGAUGAUUAAGGAGAAGCUGCGUCUGAAGCCGGCUUCGGGCUCAGACGUGCGGGGCAAAGUGUCCGACGGGAAGUCGGACAACAGCCUGCAGCAGCAGGAGGAGGACGAGAAGGCCCGCCUCCUCAUCGGCCUCAGCUCGGCGGACAAGAGCUCCAGCAAGAAGAGCAUCUUCAGCCGCCGCAAUGCAAUUGAUGAAGAGCAGCAGCUGGAUGUCCAGCUGUUGGGAAAACUGUUGACGCCUCUAUAUCUGUAUGUGUGUGUCUGUGGUUUGUGGGUGAACGGUGGGGUGAUCGAUUCAAGAUCUGACAGCCGGGAACUGGAGCGGAAUGGCUCCGGACUUCCAGGCUGGAGGCUCCCGUCAGCAGCAGCAGACGCGCGCAUGCUGAGGAAGAGGAGGACGCGCGCAAAAGAGGCAGCCCGGGACAGAGGAGGAAGAGCUGCUCAUCGUCGACUCAGUCAGGGAUUUCUCUCAACUCCUGGAAUCUCCAUGCCUCACAGACUCGGACACUCAGCAAUAUUCUCUCAGUCAGCGGGAGUGGACGUCCAAAUGGCCAUCUCCAGCCUCCUGUGUCCCCCAGAGGAGGGCGGGGAGACGUCAGACACGGGCACGAAUCCCCCAGCCCUCAUUUCUGCCUUCCUGCCAGAGUUCCCACUCCAUAAACCCCCCAUAGAAGAUCAUCAUCAGGUCCUCGGCCUGAUUGCCAAAGGGUCACUUGGACCCAUCCUCAAGUUAAAGGAUAUUUCCAAGGAGAAGAUUUAUGCUGUUAAGGUUCUAUCAAAGUCGGAGAUCUUGAAGCAAAAGUUGCUGGAGCAGUCUAAAGGGGAAGUCAUCAUUCAGAGGCAGCUCAAACACCCUUUCAUCCACAAACUGCACCGCUGCUGGCAGACGCGCCACCACAUCUUCAUCAUGUGCGACUACUGCAGCGCUGGAGACUUGUACACCUACUGGCUGCUGAGGGGCCGCUUCCAGGAGGCUGAGGUCCGGCUCUUUGCCGCAGAGAUGGGCGGUGCUCUGGGAUUCCUUCAAGACUUAGGAAUCAUGCAUAGAGAUAUAAAGAUGGAGAACAUUCUCAUAAGUGAUCGAGGUCACCUCCGGCUGUCGGAUUUUGGGCUGUCGCGCCGGCUCGUUCGAGGAGGACGGGCGUUCACCAUAUGUGGGACGAUUCCAUACAUGGCUCCUGAGGUUUUGAGCGGGGGUCCGUACAACCACGCCGCGGACUGGUGGUCUCUGGGCAUUUUGUUGUUCACACUUGUAGCAGGAGAGUUUCCGCUGGCUGCAGAACCGGACCACAGGCGUAUGUGGAGGAAGGCCAGAGAUUUUCCUUAUGCCAUACCGAAGACCUUCAGCUCUGCUCUGGCUUUACUUCUGACCGACCUUUUAUGCAAAAACCCAGCGAACCGCCUUCGACACCUGGAGUCUUUCAAGAUGCGGCCCUUCUUCCGUGGCAUCUCAUUUGACUCUUACAUCCUUCAGAAAACACCAGUGGACUUCAUCCUCAAGCUCAGGGAGCACCCUGACUGGGCGGCUAAAUCAAGGAGAGGAGCCUCGCUCGACCAGAUUUUUAAGUUUGACUGUGAACGUAUCAUCUCCUCCCAGUUAACGUGCUCCUACACGGAGCAUGAGCUCAAAUGAACAGACCUGAAAUCAUAUAUUAUCAAUGAUUUAUCAUAAGUUAUUUAUCUAACUUUAUUUAUUUAAGCUUAGAUUUUUUAUUACAGCUUUUGUUUUUU